CAGCACAACUCUAAUCAAAUCUUCAAUUUUUUUUCUCCAUUUUCAUUUUUAUUUUCACGUGUAAUAAUUAGUCGCCAAUUGUCAUCACAGUAAAACCUUAACGAAGCUUCCGACAAGAAUACGACAACCAACGGACUUAUGCCUUAAGGGGAGAGGGAGCAAUGAACAUUUCCUAAUUCUUAUCAAUUUUCAGAUCUCCCUCUCCUAAACCCUUACAUUUUUUCCGGCCGAUCUAUGUAUAUAUUAAUAUAUAUGUAAAAUAGAUUUAGAAAGAUCUAUAUAUAGUAAUUGAUUGUAGCAACUCGAAAUCCAUUGACUCUUAAAUCUUCAAUUACUAGCUUGAGUUGUUCGCUGGUAGCCUGGUCCAAUGUGAUUUUUCCAGUUUUGUCUUUUCUAAGGUCUUUAUCGUGAUACUGUUUUGGAAUUGUGCAUUUGACCUUGUAUAUGCUGAAGAAGAAAGUAAAGGAUAGAACUAAAAAGAAGAGGGAAAGAGGAGGAUGACGAUUUCGGACAAUAGCAGAGGGUUAAUUCUGGCAAUAUCAUCAAGUUUGUUUAUUGGAACAAGUUUUAUACUGAAGAAGAAAGGUCUUAAGCGUGCUGCAGCAGCUGGCACUCGAGCAGGAGUUGGAGGCUAUACUUAUUUGCUUGAACCACUUUGGUGGGCAGGCAUGAUAACAAUGAUCACUGGAGAGGUGGCCAAUUUUGUGGCUUAUAUUUAUGCUCCAGCAGUUCUGGUGACCCCUCUUGGUGUUUUGAGUAUAAUUAUCAGUGCUAUUUUGGCGCACUUUAUGUUGAAAGAACGAUUGCAAAAGUUAGGUGUACUAGGAUGCAUUUCAUGCAUCGUAGGCUCGGUGGUUAUUGUUAUCCAUGCACCUCAGGAGCAUAUGCCAUCUUCUUUACAAGAAAUCUGGAUUUUGGCAACGCAACCAGCGUUUUUGAUUUAUGUAGCUGCAACAUUAUCUAUGGUGCUUGCCUUGAUUUUGCAUUUUGAGCCUCACUAUGGGCAGACAAAUAUACUGGUUUAUUUGGGAAUCUGUUCCUUAAUGGGUUCAUUCACGAUUGUCAGCAUAAAGGCUAUUGGAAUUGCUAUAAAACUUACUUUGGAAGGAAUUAGUCAAGUUGCCUGUCCUCAAACAUGGUUUUUUCUUACUGUCGCAGUGAUAUGCGUCAUCACACAGCUGAAUUACCUUAACAAGGCACUGGAUACAUUCAACACCGCAAUUGUUUCUCCGAUAUAUUAUGUAAUGUUCACCACCAUGACCAUCAUCGCAAGUGCAAUAAUGUUCAAGGACUGGGCAGGGCAAAAUGUCAGCGACAUAGUGUCCGAGAUAUGUGGAUUUAUAACAGUACUUUCAGGAACAAUCAUGCUCCAUGUUACUAGAGAACAGGAACCAGUUACCGCGCCAGGAACCAUAACAUGGUGUGACGGGGAACGUAUAAAGGCAAUGGAGGAUGGGCAUUACAUCCUGUUGCAUGAUUCAGAAUACUUAGACUCGUAUAGCGCCUUAGCAAAGGAUUCGAGAAGUUGAUUGCAGAACUGGACGUUCUAUCCACAGCUGAUAUUUGAUUUGUGCAUUGACGGAAUGAGCAAUACUUGCUUAAGCUCAUUGAUCUUGAGCUUUACAACUGCCGAGCAAUUUUUUCCUAUGUGCAUAAUACUGGGAAAAGCUAGAGAGCGAGGCCACCUCGUAUCUGAAACUAGGUUUGGAUUUUCCGAAGAUUUUUUGACCAACAUGGGGGGUUACAUUUGAGCAUGGUUUUCUUGCAAAUCUCUUAUCGCAGUCGGGGUUUGUAUAUAUAUGGCUUCUUUUAUGUUGUAACAUAUUAUUAUUCAUUAAUUUAUCAUAAUGAGAUAUAGCCUAUCACAUGAUGGGAAAAAAUGACAACAACAAUUAUGCCUCA
Molecule: messenger RNA, 1902 nt
Organism: Nicotiana attenuata
Lineage: Eukaryota; Viridiplantae; Streptophyta; Magnoliopsida; Solanales; Solanaceae
Product: probable magnesium transporter NIPA6
Exons: 10
Coding region: 498-1529 (343 amino acids)
Biological process (GO): magnesium ion transport
Cellular component (GO): membrane
Molecular function (GO): magnesium ion transmembrane transporter activity
Source: RefSeq, a predicted model, not a curated record